AUGCCUUCUUACAUCCACAAGUACAAGGCCGCCGCGGUCGUCAGUGAGCCUGCUUGGUUCGACCUGGAAGCAGGCGUCCAGAAGACAAUUUCCCUGAUCAACGAAGCUGGCAAGGCCGGUUGCAAACUGAUCGGCUUCCCUGAGACAUGGAUUCCUGGAUACCCAUACUGGUUGUGGAAGGUCAACUACAUGCAGCAGUUGCCCAUGAUCAAGCUCUACCGAGAGAACAGCAUGAGGGUCGACUCUGACGAAAUGCGCCGCAUCCGAAAGGCUGCCCGAGACAAUCAUAUCUUCGUCUCUCUCGGCUUUUCUGAGAUUGACUAUGCCACUUGCUAUCUUGCCCAGGUCAUGAUCGACCCUAAUGGCGAUGUCAUCAACCACCGCCGCAAGAUCAAGCCUAGUCACGUAGAGAAGCUUGUCUACGGAGAUGGCUCCGGCGAUACCUUCAUGUCUGUCACUGACACUGACAUUGGCCGCCUUGGUCAGCUUCACUGCUGGGAGAACAUGAACCCUUUCCUCAAGUCCCUGAACGUCUCCUGUGGCGAGCAGAUCCACGUCGCGGCCUGGCCCCUUGCCCCCGGCGAUGCCAUGAGGGCUUAUCCUGAUACUGCGACUAAUACCGCAGAGCAAUGGGCUGAUCUGAUUACUCCGGCAUACGCCAUCGAGACGAACGCAUGGACGAUUGCGCCAUUCCAGCGAAUCAGCCUGGACGGUAUCAAGAAGAACACGCCGCCCGGCGUGGAGCCCGAGACUGCCCCGGAGCACUACAACGGCUGGGGUCGCAUCUAUGCGCCCGAUGGGACUUGCGUUGCCAAAGCAGACAAGGACUUUGAUGGCCUGUUGAUUGCUGAUAUUGAUCUCAACGAGACUCACAUUCCCAAGGCUGUUCACGACUACGGUGGUCACUACGGCCGUCCCGAUCUCAUUAGACUUUUGGUCGACACCCGCCGCAAGGAACUGGUCACCGAGGCUGAUCCUGAUGGGAAUAUCGCCACCUACUCUACCCGUGAGCGACUCGGCCUCCACCUGCCCCUCGACCCCCCGAAUCCUCGCAAUGAAAAAGCCGGUCUCGUUGGUACAUCUCGACCCCGACAGAUGCCUCAGAGGGGAGGACAACCCCAGGCCGACAAAAUCUAA
Messenger RNA from Scedosporium apiospermum, 1137 nucleotides. RefSeq names its product Cyanide hydratase. NCBI's taxonomy places the organism in Eukaryota, Fungi, Ascomycota, Sordariomycetes, Microascales, Microascaceae. The record is from RefSeq and is a predicted model, not a curated record. Gene Ontology annotation, molecular function: catalytic activity. The transcript is spliced from 7 exons. The coding region runs from base 1 to 1137 and encodes 378 amino acids.